GUGUGAGUGACAGACAGUGACACUCCCACACUACACCGGUUAGUAAAAGGGUCUAGGGCGGAAGAGUGUCAGGCAGCUAAGGAGGCACAAUGAGUGGCAGAGUAGGAGAUUUGAGCCCCAAACAGGAGGAGGCCCUGACUAAGUUUCGUGAAAAUGUCAAGGACCUAAUGCCCAAGCUGCCUGCGUAUAGUCAGGAUGAUUACUACUUGCUGCGAUGGCUACGAGCCCGAUGCUUUAACCUGCAGAAAUCUGAGAGCAUGCUCCGAAAGAAUGUUGAAUUUCGGAAGCACAUGGAUUCUGAUAAUGUGUUAGAAAAGUGGCAACCUCCAGAGGUGGUACAGAAGUAUCUCUCAGGGGGAUUGUGUGGAUUUGACAAAGAAGGUUCUCCCAUUUGGUAUGAUGUUAUUGGACCCCUGGACCCCAAAGGCCUUCUAUUCUCUGCCUCCAAGCAAGACCUCAUGAAGACUAAGAUGCGAGACUGUGAGCUUAUGCAUCAGGAGUGUCGUAGGCAGAGUGAGAAGCUGGGAAAGCGGGUUGAAGAGGUGGUGAUGAUCUACGAUGUGCAAGGACUGGGACUGAAACAUCUAUGGAAGCCAGGUGUUGAGCUAUACGGAGAGGUUCUGACAAUGUUUGAAGAUAAUUACCCCGAGGCACUAAAACGAUUAUUUGUGAUUAAAGCUCCCAAGCUUUUCCCUGUUGCUUACAAUCUAAUCAAACACUUCUUGAGUGAGGAUACCCGCAAGAAAAUUAUGGUGAUUGGAGACAACUGGCAAGAGGUACUUCAGAAAUACAUUCCAGCAGACCAGUUGCCCAAGUACUAUGGUGGAACUCUCACUGACCCCGACGGUGAUCCCAAGUGCAAAUCCAAGAUAAACUAUGGCGGGGACGUUCCUAAGACAUACUACAUCCGUGACCAGGUUCAACAGAAUUAUGAGCUGAGUGUGAACAUCAAUAGGGGCUCUAGCCAACAGAUGGAAUAUGAAAUCCUCUUCCCAGGCUGCGUGCUCAGGUGGCAGUUCCAGUCAGAUGGAGCAGAUAUUGGUUUUGGGGUUUUUCGUAAGACAAAGCCUGGAGAGAGGCAGAAGGCAGGGGAUAUGAUUGAGGUGCUCCCUAAUCAGAGAUACAAUGCCCACAUGGUGCCUGAGGAUGGGACGCUGACCUGCGCUGACCCUGGCACCUAUGUCCUUCGCUUUGAUAACACAUACAGCUUCAUCCAUGCUAAGAAGAUCAGCUACACAGUGGAAGUCCUGCUGCCUGAUCGCAACUCCGAGGAAAAGAUACAACAGCUGGAAAACAAGAUGGAAGCCAGCCUGAACCUAUCAGGGGAUUCGUAGACAUCACCGCUUUUGUUCUAAGCCUGCACAAGACCCUCAAAUGCAUAUAUGAAUCAGGGAAUAGGCAUUACGGAUCAAAAUACUUAUGAGAACCCAAUCACAACAGUCAUACUAUGUUGUUGUAAAUACAAUAAGAUAUUUGUGUGGAUAUCCUGUUUAAAAUCAGGGAUUAUAGAUUACAAAACCAAGUUUGUCCAGUGUAUUAAAUGUAACUAGCAAAGUUUACACUGUCCUAAGAAUAUAAUAUUCCUAAAAUGUAGAUAAGUAUGGGCAGAAUAUAUGGGCAUUCUAUUAAACAUAGCCUGGCCAUUUUCAGGUAAGUUUUGUGUUAUUUUAAUGUUUAGUUCCUCCACCUUGAAUCUGUCGCUUCAUCAUCAGUACACUGUUCAAUAUUGCAGAGUGGAGUAGUUAGAUUGGUGAUUUCUAAAAAUCUCAAUUUAUGUGAUUUUGGGCUGAAUUUUGUUUAGAAUUCUAAAUAUUCUGAUAUUUUUAUAUUACAGAUCUGAGAUGGCUUAACAGGAUAUGAAACACAUUUUUUUUCUUUCACGAUUUAGAUAGAGCAUGCAAUUUUAAGAAACUUCCUAAUUUACUCCUAUUAUUUAACCACCAAUCAGCAAGCACUACCCAGAUGCUAACAAAAAUAGCCCGGCUCCUCAGCUUACAUUCCUGCUUUUUCAAAUAAAUAUUCCAAGAAAACAAAAAAUAUUGAUAAUAGGAAUAAAUUAGAAAGUUGCUUCAAAUUACCUGCUCUACCUGAAUCAUGAAAAAAAAAAUGGGUUUUAUAUCCCUUUAAGGAACUUUAUUGUUUUAUACUACUUUUGGUAUGCAAAAUAGUUUGAGAAACUUUACAUUUUUGGACUUGAUGAAGAGUGUAUAUAUGCAUGUGUACCCAUUUCUGAAAAACUAGCCCAGACUAGUGCAGAGAUAUAUACAUACAAAUAAUAAAUAUAUACAUACACACACACACACACAUAUAUAUAUAUAUAUAUAUAUAUAUAUAUAUAUAUAUAUAUAUAUAUAUAUUAACAUAUAUAAAGAGAGAGAGACAUAAUUACAUUAGCCUUAUAUAUACUGUAUAUAAACUCAGACUUCUCUGGCGAUGACUGGGUUAAUACUGGGUAAAUGAAGAUUAAUCUACGUACCUCUGUUUUCUUCUUCUAGUAUAGUGAAGAUACAAUCUAAGUAUCUACCACGCACAGUAAUACUGUAGACAUAUUGUAGCCUACAGUGGGCUACAUAUAUAUUCCUGCUAUACUUGAAUGGAAAAAAGUUUCUGAAGUAGUUCACAUAGACAUACCCACAUAAAUACAUGGAUAGGUUAACAGUCUUAGGUGGGAAAACCUUUUUUCUUUUCACUGGAAAAGUCUAAAGACAUUUAUAAAAUAAAUGAUGUUUUUGAUAUGCAAAUAGCAUGGUUUUAGUUCAGGUUUACAGCAUUGCUUUACUUUUUAAUUUAUAGUAACUAUGCACCUGUGGAGGUGGGGGGGACAUAUUCUGCAAGUGUGUAUUUUUUUUUGUUUUGGGUUUUUUUUUCCAGGAAGAACGCAGGGAACAUUUUAGAAUACAACAGAAAAUGUGUUGCACUAAAUUUGAAUGUCCAUCUAAACAUUCUUUACUUAAACAUGUUGUUUUAAUGAAAAAAAAUGUGUAUAAUUCAUUCAUCCUAUUUUAUCUGUGUACAAGCCAUGUUAUUGCUACUUGAGGGUGGGUCACCAUGGGACCAUGGGUUGAUAAUAGCAGUGUGAUUUCAUCUUAUCAGAAGCUUGAAAUUAAUGUUUAUUUGUUUAAAUUGUAUGGUUAAUAAUUAGUAGAAUGUUUUUUUUAUGAGUUUACAGCAAACAUUCCCUCUAAUGUUCAUGUAUUAAAUCUAAAUUUGACAGGAUGUCACAAUCUGUACUGCUUUACAUUUCUCAUUGUAUAUUUUUUAUGAAAUUGAGUAAAUCUGAUUGAAAUGUU
Messenger RNA from Bombina bombina (fire-bellied toad), 3290 nucleotides. It is a transcript of the gene SEC14L2, whose product is annotated as SEC14 like lipid binding 2. NCBI's taxonomy places the organism in Eukaryota, Metazoa, Chordata, Amphibia, Anura, Bombinatoridae. The transcript is spliced from 12 exons. Gene Ontology annotation, cellular component: cytoplasm. Bases 90 to 1334 code for a protein of 414 amino acids. The record is from RefSeq and is a predicted model, not a curated record.